AUGGCAAAGAAUAUUUUGGUCAUUGCUUUGAUCUCAAUGUUCAUGAUGUUUUCAGUUCAAUCCUUUAUCGACGAUAAAUCGAUUUCGCCCGCCCUAAUGAAAGACUUCGAAGCGGCUUUCGUGCCGGGUUCGGAUGUUUCCGGACCAGCUAUGGACUUCACGAAGGGAAAAUCCUCGUCAUGGGGUGGUUGGACCUCAACAUUCAGCGGUAUUCAGAAUAGGUUUGAGAACCUUUUUUCUUCAUCACCAUCUUUGGUACCGACGUUGACGCCGGCACCGAAACUGGCUCCAACAUUGAUAUCGGCUCCGACACCAAAAACUGCAGAAUCACUUCAUAAAGGAUUCAAUAGCGUUGAUCAGAAUAGGUUUGAUAACCUUAUUUCUUCUUCGUCAUCUUUGGCAUCGACAUUGGCACCGACAUUGGCAUCGACAUUUGCACCGACAUUGGCAUCGACAUUGGCACCAACAACUGCAGAGUCACUUCAUAAAGGAGACACCAGCGGUAUUCAAAAUAGGCUUGACAACCCUUUGUCUUCGUCAUCAUCUUUGGCACCGAUAUUGGCUCCGACACUAACACCGACAACCGUAGAGUCACUUCAUAAAGGAGACAUCAGCGGCAUUCAGAAUAGGUUUGAUAACCUUUUAUCUUCAUCACCAUCUUUGGCACCAGCAUUGGCCCCGACAUUGACUUCGAAACUGACACCGUCAACUGUAGAGUCACUUCAUAAAGGAGAUAUCAGCGGUAUUCAAAAUCAGGUUGAGAACCUUAUUUCUUCAUCACCGCCAGCAUUGGCUCCGACGUUGACAUCGAUAUUGACACCAGCAACUCUAGAGUCACUUCAUAAAAAGACAUUGACACCAUCAAAAGUAGAAGCACUUCAUAAUGGAGACAUCAGCGAUAUUUCAAAUGAUAUCGAAGAUCUUCUUUCUGCAUCAUCAUCAUCAUCAUCUUAAUCUUCAUCUCCAACACCGGCACCGGCAUCGGCACCGACACCACCAACUACAGAGGAGGUUUGAGCUGAAGUUACCACAUCAUAAAGGAUACAUCAUGUAUGCUUAAAAUAAUAUCAAAGCAUGCUAAUGUAAUAUAUUUGGAGUAAUUCAAUUGAUUCUCCUCCAAUAAUGAUGGCGAUUUAAUAAAAGAAUCAAUGCUUUAUUUUUUUUA
Hibiscus syriacus is the source of this 1165-nucleotide messenger RNA. RefSeq lists its product as uncharacterized. NCBI's taxonomy places the organism in Eukaryota, Viridiplantae, Streptophyta, Magnoliopsida, Malvales, Malvaceae. The transcript is spliced from 7 exons. The record is from RefSeq and is a predicted model, not a curated record. Bases 1 to 954 code for a protein of 317 amino acids.